This is a messenger RNA of Aphanomyces astaci, 1688 nucleotides long. RefSeq lists its product as hypothetical. The transcript has a single exon. NCBI's taxonomy places the organism in Eukaryota, Oomycota, Saprolegniomycetes, Saprolegniales, Verrucalvaceae. Gene Ontology annotation, cellular component: cytoplasm. Gene Ontology annotation, molecular function: metalloaminopeptidase activity; manganese ion binding. The record is from RefSeq and is a predicted model, not a curated record. Gene Ontology annotation, biological process: proteolysis. The coding region runs from base 52 to 1605 and encodes 517 amino acids.
GAAAAAUCAAUUAUUAAUAUUAAUACUUGUAUUGCUUCGACCCCACACAACAUGGUUCGAUACGCAGCAUCACCAGACGCGCUAGUGGCUUCGACAUCGGCUGAUGCGGCGCUUCCGAAGGUUGUCCUGAUUGGGACGGAGGAGCAUCCUGGCCUUGAUCUAGUGACUCAAGUGGUGAAGCGUGUGAGUGGAUUGUCAUCCGUGGACCCCGUGGCGGUGCAAAUUCUGGCGCACGCGGUCCAGGAACUCGCUCCGACGCCGGAUUUGUCCGCGUCGGCACACGUGUACGUUCCUGUCGGCGACAAAGUCCUCAGUGUAACCGUCGCCCAACUGCCAACGAAUAUAUCGCGCUACAACACGCCGGCGCGACCCCAUGCAGUGAGCGAACUCGUAAAGGCCCAUGGUUCGUCUGGGGCUGUGGUGGUCGCGCUGUCUCUGCCGGAGCACGUUUUGACAUUCGAAGCGGCGGCGUUUGCAGUCGCCAAGGGCAUCCCGGCGUAUUCGCACAAGAGCAACGCCCCAUUCCGCGGCGUAGUCAAGGAUGGCAUCGCCACGUCGUUUCCAUCGGACAACGUGCACGUUGUGUUCCGUGAAAGUCUUACGGAUACGCAAUUGUCGUACCUGAACCAUACGGCCGACGGUAUUCACUUGACGCAGCGCCUUGUGGACGCCCCGCCAAACGAGCUCAACACGGACACGUUCGUCGCAGAAGCUAGGGGUGUCGCGGCGCGGACGGGGGCCGCCAUCACGGUGAUCCGCGGCGACGAGUUGCGUGUCCAGGGUUUUGGUGGGCUGUACGGGGUAGGCAAGGCGGCGGCGCAUCCGCCAGCGUUGGUCGUACUCUCGUACUACCCUCCGUCGACAUCCGACACCACCGGAAGUGUAGCGUUGGUGGGCAAAGGCAUCGUGUACGACACUGGCGGACUCGACUUGAAGCUGUCUGGCGCGAUGCAGGGCAUGAAGGACGACAUGGGCGGGGCCGCGGGGCUUCUGGGCGGGUUCCAAGCCGCGGUGCUGUCGCGGUCAAUCACCACCCGCCCGCUCCAUGUGGUGCUUUGCCUCGCGGAGAACGCCAUCGGCCCGCUGGCCACCCGCCCCGACGACAUCCACACGUUUUACUCUGGCAAAACCGUGGAAGUCAACGACACGGACGCGGAAGGCCGCCUCGUGCUGGGCGACGGGGUCGCGUACGCCGUCAAGCACCUGAACCCGAGUCUGCUCGUGGACAUGGCGACGCUGACGGGGGCGCAGGGCAUCACGACGGGCCAGCGCAUUGCGGCUGUGUACGCCAACACCAACGAGGCCGAGGCGUGGGCCGUCGUGGCGGGUCGGCGGUCGGGGGACCUCGUGCACCCGGUGCCGUACUGCCCAGAGUUUUUCCGCCCAGAGUACAAGAGCGAAGUGGCCGACAUGAAGAACUACAUGGCCAACGGCAAGAACGCCGCCGUGAGCUGCGCCGGCCAAUUCAUCGGUAACCACCUCGGCGCGUACGAAACGAACGGCCACUGGCUUCACGUGGACAUGGCGUACCCUGUCGCCAGCGGCGGGCGCGCCACCGGCUACGGUGUCGGGUUCGUGCAAGCUCUUGUGCAGACUUUUAAGUGACGGGAAGACCGAAGCUACGCAUGUUGAUUUGCAUAAGUUAGACUGUAAUGGAAUAUGAUGCCUUGUUUGAUCGAGGGUGGAGA